Messenger RNA from Plodia interpunctella (Indianmeal moth), 3001 nucleotides. RefSeq names its product multiple inositol polyphosphate phosphatase 1-like. The record is from RefSeq and is a predicted model, not a curated record. NCBI's taxonomy places the organism in Eukaryota, Metazoa, Arthropoda, Insecta, Lepidoptera, Pyralidae. Gene Ontology annotation, molecular function: acid phosphatase activity; inositol phosphate phosphatase activity. The transcript is spliced from 10 exons. The coding region runs from base 16 to 1614 and encodes 532 amino acids.
UUUUCUCAUACCUAUAUGUCGUUUUGUAAAGCCAAUGAAGCAAAGAGUGGCCUCACAAUAGAAUAUAGCAAGAGCGAGCCCUCCCUCAGUGCGUCCGCCAUUGCGUGCGAGAGACGACGCGUUUCCCGCGCUAAUCAUAACCAUAGACUAAACGGAUAUACUUUUCCCGAAUUAUCCCGCGAAAAGCUCAAGAUGGGUUGGUGGCUCUACCUGACGCUGGUAGUGGCGGCUGCGCACGCGCAGGAGACGUGUCUCUCAGUCAAUGAGAACCCCUAUCUCCUUUUUGGCUCCAAGACUGCCUAUCUCUUCGCCAACAACAAUGUCCCGGUGAAUAGGAUUCACGAUGUGCCCGGAUGUCAGCCAAUAGCUUUCUGGCUCGCGUACCGUCACGGAGCGAGCAACCCAACUGAAUCAGAAAUACCUGAGCUGAAGAAGCUGUCCGAUUUCAAAAACAAUAUCCUGAAUAACUACAGGAGUGGAAACUUUAGGAAUACUAACCAACGCAUUUGCGCAUCGGACGUAAACCUGAUCAGUCAAUGGGAGUGGAAUUCGCGAAUCAACUCCACUUUCGCGGGGAACCUCACGAGUGAAGGGUACAUGACCACGCAGCAGCAGGCGCAGUCCUGGAAACAGAGAUACCCUGGACUAUUGACUGACAACCCACACGAUUACCUGAUAAAAUAUGUGGACGACGAGAUUUCCGGGUCAACAUUCAGGGCCUUCACAGAAGGAAUCUUCAGGACUCAGGCCGAAAAUUAUGACUUUCCCAAAGAAAUGAAUGAAAAGAAAUUGAAGCCCUACAAAUCGUGUGAAAAAUGGAAAAAUGAGGUUGAAGACAACAACGAUACACUCACGCAAAAACGCAUCUUCCAGUCCAAACAAGAAUUUAGAGAGAUGAUAACAAACGUGUCUCUCCGCCUGGGCUUCAACUACGACAUUCACCCGACGCUGGUGUACAAUAUGUACCAGAUGUGUCGCUACAAUAAGGCUUGGGAUAUCUCCUCAGUUUCCCCUUGGUGUUCUGUAUUCACUCGCGAAGAUCUGAAGCGAUACGAGUACGCUGAAGACCUGGAGACGUUCUACAAAUACGGCUACGCUUCAGAUCUGAGCCCUAAAGUCGGCUGCUCAAUGCUCAACGACAUGGUUGCCUUCCUCACUAAACAUGCUGAACACGAGCAACCCCAACAGCCCAAAGCGCAGAUCCAACUGACCGAUUCAGAAAUGCUGCUAAUGCUUCUCCGCACCAUGGGCACGAACCAGGACCCCGCGCCGCUGACCGGCGACAACUACCACACGAACACAGCGCAGAACAGAAAGUGGUCGACCUCUCUGUUGGCGCCAUAUAACGCUAACUUCGCAGCUGUUCUUUACAAGUGCACAUCAAACGGCAACUUCCAAAUCAAAGACAGGUACCAAGUGUUAUUCCUACAUAACGAAAAGCCGGUGGUCCUAGAAGGUUGCCGCGUGGGGCUCUGUGAUUGGUCGCUUGUCAUCCAGCGGUUCGGGGAGCUGGCCAAUAAGUGCGAUCUACAGUUCUGUAAUGGCGCGAAAUCAGUCCAGUCCUGGGGAAUCGUGGCGCUUGUAACUUUAGUUCUGUUGAAGGUUGCGUUAUAAAGUGGAGGAAUUACUAUUGUGAGGCUAUGAAGAUUAUUUCUUGUAAAGACAAUUAUCAUGAUAACGACUUAUUCAAUGUUGCAUCUUUCAAUGCUUUCUGGGUCAUAUAAUAACAAAGCUUUUUUGCUUUAUAAUUUAUCGAGGAUCAGAAUCUCGUUUCGACGGCAUCUACCGUCAGUAGGAUAUUGUCAAGAUAUUUUUUUAAUAUUAAAUUAUUGUACAUUUUUGCCACUAAACACUAUAGCCCAAUUCUCAUUUAACUUUGGUAUAAAAUUUUUACCCACAUGUUGGCAUAUUUUAUAAAUCCUCACAAUAGGUAGUUGAAACAUGGGUGUAAUUAAUUUUAAAUAUGUUUUCAUAGUGAGAAUAUUUAUAUUCAUCAAAAUCAAGCCAAAAGGUAUCAACUCUUCAAGUCAUAGUGCUUAUUGUUACAUACCUGCAUAAUUUUGUCACGACGUCUUUAAAUUACGAUGUCAAACAAAAUGUAACAUUACUUGUAUAGUCAUAGAACAUAUUUUCGAAAUCAUGCGGGUUUAGGCAAAAGUCCAGUACUUAAAACAGCAUGUCUGGCACAUGCUUUAACUAAUCAUACUUAAUGUUAUAAUUAGUUAUAAUAAUAGCUAUUGGUGUGAACAUCAUUAAUAAAGUACAUCACUUUUAAUCAUCAUUUCACUUCAAUCACAGAAUAUCCAAAUUAAUUGCGUAAAAAAAAUAUUUUUUUACUCUUUUUCAUAUAAUAUUUUUACCACGAGCAUUUAUUAUUACUUAAUAUACCUAAUUAGAUUUAAUCACAUUUUUAAAUCAGGAAAUAGGGACAUAGAGAAAUAUUUGAUUUUUAUUAUUAUUUUUAAGUAAUAUUCACUUGUUUUGUUUUAUAAAAUAAUAUUUGUUAAAAUAAUGUGGUGCUCGGUUAUGUAUUAAUAUCAGCAUUUAUUUUUAUGUGCCAUAUAUUGGCAAUAUUAUUUUAUUUAUUUCAAUAUAUUUUUAAUUAAUUUUAAGUACAGUCUAUUUCUUUUUUGAUAACCUUAACUAGUUAUGUCUAAAAGCGAAGAAAUAUUUUUAUGCUUUCACUGUACUUACUAUAAAACAGUUUAAAAUACAUUUCAUAAGUACCUAUUGUUUAAAUAGUAACUUAGUAUAAAUAACACACAUUUACAUGUUAGAUGAAUUAGUAGGUCCUGCGACCUCCCAAAGACACUAAACAUUAUGAUCUUAUUUUAGAGUACCUAUAGCAGUUAAUUCAUAAUAAUUUACUAGAAGCUAUAUACCUAAUUGUUGAUGUAACUAAAUAUACUAAAUGUUUUGCAGUGUUGACGUUUCAUUAUUCUAUAGUUGUUGUAACUCGCACCAAAUAGAAUUUGUAGCGAAUAAAUUGUUUUAUUAUGUA